Molecule: messenger RNA, 2338 nt
Organism: Arachis duranensis
Lineage: Eukaryota; Viridiplantae; Streptophyta; Magnoliopsida; Fabales; Fabaceae
Product: leucine-rich repeat extensin-like protein 5
Molecular function (GO): protein binding
Source: RefSeq, a predicted model, not a curated record
GGACUCAUGGGACGAGCCCUUCCCGCCGGCGUCAUCGAAGCUCCGGCUUAUGUGCAGCUAUGGCGGCCACAUCGUUCCCCGGCCUCACGACAAGUCGCUCUGCUAUGUCGGCGGCGACACGCGAAUCGUGGUGGUUGAGCGAACAACUUCACUCGCGGACCUGUCCACGCGCCUCUCAAAGACGUUCCUGAAUGGAAGACCGUUCAGCCUCAAGUACCAGCUCCCGAACGAAGACCUGGAUUCUUUGAUUUCUGUUACCACCGACGAGGACCUCGACAACAUGAUCGACGAGUAUGACCGAACCAACAACAACCCUUCCGUGAAACCCUCGCGAAUUCGGCUCUUCCUCUUCCCAACAAAGCCUGAAUCGGUUCAGAGUAUUCCGCCCAUUCUAGAAAGUUCCGCCAAGUCUGAUGAUUGGUUCCUCAACGCCCUAAACGGCUCUGGAUUGCUCAACCGGGGUUUCUCUGACUCUGCCUCUGUGAAUUGCCUUUUGGGUCUCGACGACGAUGCUUCGGGGAAUAAUGUUGACCAUAGCUCAAGGGACCCUGUCGAGGCUUCUUCUCAGCCUGGAUCUUUUGGAAAUGGCAAGAAUCCCAAACAGGAGGUUCAUUCUGUUCCCGAUUCGCCUAUGCUGGAGACUACUUCUUCGUUUGGCUCUACUUCUUCAUCGCCGUCGCUGGCCAAUUUGCCGCCGAUUAGGGUUCAUGUGGAAGAUGGCAGCGGUGGCGGCGGGGUUAGGAUGGUGCAGGAUCACAAGGUUUUGGGAAUUGAGGAGCAGUUUGCGCAGAUGGGUGUGAGUGUUGCCGGUGGAUUGGGGCAGAAGCAAGACGAGGGGCUGGUGGUGCUUUCUUCGCCUCCGCCUCCGCCUGUGCCGGUCACUCUAUCUGCCGCUGGGGUGGGUGUGCCUGUUAGCUCAGCGUUGGUGUCUGGGGAGUACCAGAACAGGGUUUUCUCCGAUGAUGAGAGAUCGGAUCAUAGCGUGCCUGUGGGUUACAGAAAACCACCGACACCUCAGCCACAGUUGCAGCAACAACCACAGCUUCAGCCUCAGCCUCAGUCUCAGCCGCAGCAAACACAGUCACAGUCACAACCUCAACAUCAACAGGUUUUACAGCCUCAAUUUCAACCCAAGUCAACUGGCGUCGUUGAUUUGCCUUCUCCAGAUUCAGUUUCAAGUGAUAGUAGUCUUUCAAAUGCAAUCUCUCGGCAAAAAGCUGUGAUCUAUCAAGACCAAGUUCAGAUUCAGCCUGGGACUACAAGGGUUCCUAGUAACCCGGUUGAUCCAAAACUAAACGUGUCCGAUCCUCAUGGUCGGAUCCAGAUGCAGCAGCUUGUACAGGACCCAGGAUACUUGUUGCAACAGCAAUUUGAACAACAGCCGCCGCCACAGCAGCCUCAACAGCAACAACAGCAGCAGUUCAUUCAUGGUACUCAUUUCAUUCACCAUGCUCCUCCUGGGGCCGUGCCGAUUUCCGCCUACUAUCCAGUAUAUCCUUCCCAGCAACAGUCCCACCCCCAGGUUUACUACGUUCCUGCGAGACAGCCCCCGGCUUACAACAUGCCUGUUCAGCAGCCUAACAUGGCUGAAUCCGCCUCAAACAUUCCUUCCAGCCGUCCCCAGACUCCACCAAAUCCCACCACAUUGGUUCCACCUUCUGCAGCUUACAACCCCAUGAGAAAUGCUCCCAUGCCCAAGACUGAAAUGACGGCAGCUGCAUACAGAGCUGUGAGUGCCGGUACCCCUCAAUUGGUUCAAGUUCCUACCAGUCAGCAUCAGCAACAGUAUGUUGCUUACUCCCAGAUUCACCACCCUUCUCAGUCUAUUGCUCAAAAUUCUGCUCCCCCUCCUAAUUAUGCUUUUGAUUAUGCGGAUCCGGCACAUGCUCAGAUAUACUACUCUCAACCUCUGGCACCCUCAAUGCCUUCUCAGUACCAGACCAUGACAGCCGCUGCCAUGGUAAUGCCGGACGGUUCCACUCAGCAACCCUCGGACAACAUGAAGCAACAGAUAAGAACUUCACAGCCAUUAUAAACUUGUCAUUAAAACAAAAGUGAAACAAUUUUGAAGAAAACCGGUUUGGUUUGCCCUUUUUAAGUUUUAUAUAUGUAGUUCCAGUCGGUCAGUCAUGUUUGGUGCAUGUUUGUGGUUAUCUAUUUGCAUAGAAAAAUAAGAAAAGAAACUGUGAUAAUCUUCUUCUCAUCCCUGUAAAAGGAAAUUGGUCCAAGGUUUAUACUGUAAAAGUUCAAGUCUCUAAAACAUUUUAUUGUGAAGGUCAUAUAUCAAUUCCUGAAAUGAUUGUCAUAUAUAAAUAUAUUUUGCCAUUGUUUUCUUUUC